GUCGCAGUAGUCAUUAGCGUAAGUAAUGAUGUACAAGAAGUAUACCGCGUUGGUGUUGGCUCUGGUGGUCCUGGCGGCGGAGGCCAGCACCGCGCCGAAGCAGCUGCUGGAGCCGCUGCUGCUGCAAGCCCAACAGGGGAAAUUCAACGACCUGGGCAUAACGGCGACAGUGAACGACUAUGUCGACGAGACGAUCAGCAUGCUGGUGCCGCACAUUCUGAACUUUGGCCUCGACCCCAUGGAGCUGCCUGAUAUCGAGGAGGGUUUUGAAGUGAGAUACCUGCUGGUAACGUACAGCGCGUGGCUGAAGAUCCACGACGGCUACAUGUCGGGGCUGGUGAACGUGCAGCGCUCCGGCGACCAGACCGUCAACUACUUCGCUAAGAUGCUGCGCGUGCGCGUCGAACUGCAGUUCUCCGACCUUGAAUUUUACUACAAUUACCUCCUGAAGGUGAUGAGGAUCGGACCCACCGGCGGGAUCCGUGGCUCACUGGCCAGCUUCAAGGUUGUAACUGACAUUCUGAUCGAUUUCAACAACGACGAAAUCCAUCUCCAACAGUUCUCUUUGACUGACAUUGGUCGCCUGCGUGUCCGGCUGACCGGCAACAUCCUUACCGACUGGCUGGUGAACCCCACCAUCUCCGUCUUCGUGCGGCUAUUCGACACCGUCAUCAUGAAGGUUGUGGAGGUCAACAUCCGCAACGCCAUCCAUGGCGGCAUCAGUAUCAUCAACGCCAACCUCAGGGCCGUCAUCGACGUGCUUGAAUCCUUCAACUAAACUACAUCGGUAGUUCCUACCUUUUCAAUAUUGUCAUCAUCCAACAAAAAUAUUUUAACACAGUGAAUAAAAUGUUUGGUGCAUCUGUA
Leguminivora glycinivorella is the source of this 867-nucleotide messenger RNA. RefSeq lists its product as uncharacterized. The coding region runs from base 26 to 778 and encodes 250 amino acids. The transcript is spliced from 5 exons. The record is from RefSeq and is a predicted model, not a curated record. NCBI's taxonomy places the organism in Eukaryota, Metazoa, Arthropoda, Insecta, Lepidoptera, Tortricidae.